GAAGAAAACCCAGCUAGGCUUUCAAUUUUUUUGGUUUUUUUUAAAGGGGGUGGUGGUGUUUUCCCCCCCCCCUUCUGCCAGUCUGGGAUCCUCCCAGCCUCAGCCUAACGCAGGGGGGGUGGCGGGAGGGGGGGUGGCAAGAAGAGGAAAGGAAGGAGAGGAGGAAGCUAUCCGGCACACACACACACACACAAAAAAAAACAAGAUUUAUGCCCAGGAGGAUUGGAGCAGGAAAAUCCAGGCUCAGAGCUGGCUGUUAAAAUCCCUGCAUUUCCCACAAAUACAAACCCCUCUCUCAGCUUUGGGCCAUGAAGCUGGGGAAAAGUAGAUUUCUUAGACGUCCGUUUGGAGAAAGGAAGGCCCAAAGCUGACCAAGACAAAAGCAGGAAUCACCUCCAACACUCUUGGUGAGCUUCAAGGACAAAAACAACCUUUGAAACCUAGAAUUUCCGUUCUACUCAUCCGUUAAAAAUUAAUGCCCUGAAAAAAGUCACUGGGAUUUUGGUGUGUGUGUGUGUGUGCACGUUUGGCUUUCUAUAUAUUUUUUAUUUUUUUUGAAAAAGAAAAGCUUUAAGAUAUCACCUGUAGAGAAAACUCAUCGCCUUUUUAAUCCUUUUUUUAAAAAAGAAAAUUCACGAGCAUAAAUUUCUUUUAUUGUAAGGGUGGCUUUGAUAUUAUUUUUUUUCUCUCAAAAAGAAAUGCAUUUUGUAUUCCUUUUUCUGGGAUAAGGAAGACAUUUUCCUUUUUUUUUAAAAAAGGUUUUUUUUGUCUGUUGAUCCUUAUCCAAGGUCACGAGAGACACACAAACGCACCUGGGUUUUAAAUAAUUAAGUGUAAAAUUGGGGAGAAAAAUGGCAGUAUUGAAUGUUCAGUGACCCUCCCCAGGAACCCGCAAGUGGAAAAAAAAUAAAAGAAAAACCAAAUAAAUUAAGGGACUUUUUGAGCAGUUUGCAACAAAUGUUCAUCAGUGCCUAACCAAAGGAGAAAAAAAAAUAGAUUCAGCCAAUAAAACCUCGUGCCAUGCGCAAUUUUUAUAAAAUGGGCGUCUGCUUAUAGCCAAGAUUGGAAAGGAAUUAUUAUUAAGGGCGAACACAGAACCCAGUUAAAAGUUUUCGGUGACGUUUCCGCAUUUUUGGCUGUUGGGAAAGGAAAACGCAAACUAUCGUUCCUGCUAUUGUUAAAGAGAACUUGCUUUUAACGUCGGCGAAGAAGACCUCAAAUUUAUUUGAGGAAAAUUGAGAAUUAAGAAGCCAAAGGACGAGGAUUCUUGAUGGAGACCGACGUGCCAACUGCAGAAGAAGCUCGGAGGGAGACGGAGCCCGCCGAAUCUGGGCCCCCGGAGCCCACAGAGGCCGGUGUGGGUGGCGAGGAGGUGGUUGCUUCUGCUGUCCUUGCGGGGGCUGCGGAGGAGACCCCAGCCCACCUCGCUAAGGAUGGCGACCCCCAGGAAGAUGAUGGGCGGCUUCCCACUGUAGAAGCCACCGACGGCGUGCAAAAGGAGGGACCCCCAUUGGAAACCGAGGAAGGCCCCCCUGUGCCAGCCUCUCCGGAGCCCUCCAGCUGCGACCCAGCGGAGGAUGCCCCCAAGCCGCGCCCGUCUCCAGCCAGCCAGCCCAAGGCGCCGGACUUCUACUGCGUGAAAUGGAUCACCUGGAAAGGCAAAAGGACGCCCGUCAUUAUGCAGAGCGAGAACGGUCCCUGCCCGCUUCUGGCCAUCAUGAAUAUUCUUUUCCUGCAGUGGAAGGUGAAGCUGCCAGCCCAAAAGGAAGUGGUCACCUCGGACGAAUUGAUGGCUUACCUCGGGGAUUGUAUCCUGUCCAUCAAGCCCCAGGACCAAGCGGAGGCCGUCCAGCUCAACUUCCAGCAGAACGUCAAUGACGCCAUGACGGUCCUUUCCAAGCUCUCCACGGGGCUGGACGUCAACGUGAGAUUCACGGGAGUCUCGGAUUUCGAAUACACCCCCGAGUGCAUCGUUUUUGACCUCCUCAACGUCCCCCUAUAUCACGGCUGGCUGGUGGAUCCCCAGAUUCUUGAGGUGGCCGGAGCCGUCAGCAAGCUGAGUUACAACCAGCUGGUGGAAAAAAUCAUCACUUGUAAACAGUCUAGCGACCCAAACUUGGUGACGGAAGGCCUGAUUGCCGAACAGUUUUUGGAGUCCACGGCAUCGCAGCUGACCUACCACGGGCUGUGCGAGCUCACGUCCACAGUGAAAGAAGGGGAACUCAGCGUUUUCUUCCGAAACAAUCACUUCAGUGCCAUGAUCAAGCACAAGAGCCACCUCUACCUGCUGGUGACUGACCAAGGCUUCCUCAAUGAGGACCAGGUCACCUGGGAAAGCCUGCACAACGUGGACGGAGACAGCUGCUUCUGUGAUGCCGAAUUCCACCUGAGCCACGCGCUGGGCAAGGAGGCGGCGGGGGGCUCCCCGGUCGACCAGAGGCAGGUGGAUCAGGACUACAUGAUUGCCUUGUCCCUCCAACGCCAACAAGGGGGGCCCCCUGCCAUGAGUGACCUGGAAUUGGCACAGCAGCUGCAGCAAGAGGAAUACCAGCAGCCCCCUCCGCCGAGCCCCCUCCCCUCCCCGGCACAGGGGAGAAGCCCCCCCGCCCCCCGCCCCACCGGAGAGCGCCGACAGCGGCAGAAGCUGGACACGGACUGCACCGUCCUUUGAGGCCAGCCCACAAGCCCCCCCCCCCUUUCCUUCCAGGGCCUGCAACUGAGAAGGACACCCCCUCCCACUCAAUUUGCUACAUGGGACACUUGAAUCGGGCUUUCCUGCAACACCCAAAAUGCUUCGGAAGUGGGGUGGGGGGGUGCAGGGACAGUAGGAGGGGCCUCUGCUUCUCCCACCCAGGAUCAAAGUGGGGAGGGGGCCAGAGGAGCAAAGAGGAGGCUUAUCCUGGCUCCGGUUCAAUUGAGGGGGUGGGGGUGUCUCCCGUGUGAUUCUUGUGGGGGUCCGAGAGCCUUUGGGAUGACGGGGGUGUGUGUGUCCCACCUCACCGGCACCCCUGAAAAGCCGAGCCCUCGACGGCCACAGAUGAGGGACAGCUCUCAAAGUUACGACCGGAGCAAUUCAACAGUUUUCUUGCCCGAUGGGAACCUGGAUUUCUCUGCCAAAAGCACCUUUUUUUGAGGGUGGGGGGGGCGUUUAAACUCCGUUCACCCCCCCUUCUCAAAGGCAGCCGAAGCGAGGCAGCCGAAACGAGGUCAAGCUUUCUUUCUUUCUCUCCUUUUUUCCCCUCUUUCUCUUUCUCUCUCUUUCUCCUGGUUUUCGAGGGCUAUAUAUUGUACGGCUGGACUAAAUUCUCAAAUCACUUCCGCCUCCGUUUCCGAGUCGAUUAAUCGAUUAAUCCUGCCUCUGUUUACAUUGGAAUAAAGCAGUCCUUCUUGAAA
Thamnophis elegans (Western terrestrial garter snake) is the source of this 3393-nucleotide messenger RNA. RefSeq names its product MINDY lysine 48 deubiquitinase 1 (gene MINDY1). Bases 1271 to 2671 code for a protein of 466 amino acids. Gene Ontology annotation, cellular component: cytosol; cell periphery. The transcript is spliced from 10 exons. Gene Ontology annotation, molecular function: cysteine-type carboxypeptidase activity; K48-linked deubiquitinase activity; cysteine-type deubiquitinase activity. Gene Ontology annotation, biological process: protein K48-linked deubiquitination. The record is from RefSeq and is a predicted model, not a curated record. NCBI's taxonomy places the organism in Eukaryota, Metazoa, Chordata, Lepidosauria, Squamata, Natricidae.